GCUAGGCGUGGCUCAAGCUCAUAGAGGAAAAUCAUAUAUAUAUAUCAACACAAAGAUGGUGUCUUUAAGCUUCAAUAUUAUCACCUUUCUAGUACUAAUGGCGCUCCCCCUGCUACAUGUAACUCAGUCAGCUAGCACUGCAGAUAUGAGUGAAGUACCGGCUUCUGGUGAUCAUGAAACUAUUAAACCAGUAGUUGUGCCAAGAAUGGGCACCCUGAAUAUGAAUCAACAGGAAACCUAUGAAGUUUCAAACAGGAGAUUUCUUGGGAGGAAGAUGAUGUUUAAAAGGAUUUUGGGAACGGUAAAAGAGGAAGCAGGAUACUUAAAUGGAGGACAAUCUUCCAAGAGUACUGCUACUUCAUCAGGUUCUGCGCAUCCUGUCAAAAACAGUAUCAAUAUCGAUGUACGACCACAAAGAUUGAGAAACAUUAGUAGAGGACGUCCUCAUACUCAUCGCCGUGUGAAGGUGAAAAUAGCUGGUAACUUUAUACCUUUGAAUGCUGAUUAUCAUGUUCCGAGACCUCACCCGCCCAAGAAUAACUAACUAACAGCCAGUAGUCCUCAGCAGUACGUAGUUGUAUGAAGACUACCGAAAAUUUUGUCACACACUUCAUCUCAUAUCGUAGGUUUUUGGCAAUGUUUUGCUACGUAUGAUUAUCAAGAGUUUUGACAUACGUACGUACUUAGGUUUUGGAUGUCAUACUUGUAUGUAUGGAGUAGC
Rosa rugosa (rugosa rose) is the source of this 721-nucleotide messenger RNA. RefSeq lists its product as uncharacterized. Gene Ontology annotation, biological process: cell differentiation; positive regulation of cell population proliferation; regulation of root meristem growth. Lineage: Eukaryota; Viridiplantae; Streptophyta; Magnoliopsida; Rosales; Rosaceae. The transcript is spliced from 3 exons. The record is from RefSeq and is a predicted model, not a curated record. Gene Ontology annotation, molecular function: growth factor activity. Bases 56 to 544 code for a protein of 162 amino acids.